This is a messenger RNA of Penaeus indicus, 964 nucleotides long. Its product is annotated as oxysterol-binding protein-related protein 11-like. Gene Ontology annotation, biological process: receptor recycling; retrograde transport, endosome to Golgi; endosome organization. Lineage: Eukaryota; Metazoa; Arthropoda; Malacostraca; Decapoda; Penaeidae. Bases 143 to 964 code for a protein of 273 amino acids. The record is from RefSeq and is a predicted model, not a curated record. The transcript is spliced from 6 exons. Gene Ontology annotation, cellular component: trans-Golgi network; recycling endosome; early endosome.
UUCAUAAACAGCUGAUCUGGCAGAGGCGAGGGAGGAGCAGCGAGAGAGGAGCCCGACCUUCGUGUAUUUCUUCGUCUCCUUUUGCCUUUUUAGCUCUUGUAGUUUCGCCCAAGUUUGAUCUUCGAAUUGAUGUGACCGAGCUAUGAGACUUAAGGACGGAGACAUGGAUGAGCAUUUGCGUCAACCAUAUGAGGGGCAGCUAAUCAAGUUUACAAAUGUCGUAAAAGGAUGGCAAGCUCGCUGGUUUAUUCUGAAUCCUGAGAUUGGCACUUUAGAGUAUUAUCUGAGUGAGAGUGAUAAGCAUGAACGUGCGAGAGGAAGCAUCCAGUUGGCAGGCGCUGUCAUCUCUCCCAGUGAUGAGGACUCUUACACAUUCACCGUAUCCCCAGCUGCAGGGGAAUCCUACAAACUCAGAGCUACUGAUACGAAAGACCGUCAAAUGUGGCUCAAUAGGCUGAGAGUAGUUGCUGAAAUGCACACCCGUGCUAUUGCCCAUAAUCACCCCCCAUUGGCACCUCGUGAGCAUCGAACACCAGGCAGUGGAAGUACUGGUAGUGGACAGAACAUGGCUGCAACACCUUAUAUGGGUCUUGCAGUGCUUGAUGCUUUCACACAGGUAGCUGAAGUAUUGGAAGAAGCACGAAGACAACAUUCUGCUCUUGCCACUGCAAUUGAAGACAUGCCAUCUUAUGGUACUGGGAUGAGAUGCACAGAACCAAAUCUCCUUCUCUUGAAAGCCACAAGUCAAGCAACACUUCUGUGCUUAGACCAGUGUUUGAGUGUGUUGAGGGCGCAGCAUAUGUCUGCCAUUCAUCACCAGCCAUCACCUUCAGUUACCAGCACAAAGAUUGCAUCAAUAUCACAUAUUAUUUUUUCUGGCACACUUCCACAAAUAAUUUUUCAGGCAUUGCACAACAUAUAUCCUCCGUGUGCCCAGGACAUUGUGUGGAUGUGUGGUUUAUAG